AUGCCCCCACCUGUACCCACCUCCUCUGACUUCCCUAGUUUACCACCUCGUGAUCGUGGGCCCCUUUCAACCUCAGCCACCCCCUCGCGCAUUAGGAAGCCUCAAUCCUCCCCACUGCACAUACCUCUGACAUCACCUGCUCAACCGUCCAGCAAUUCAACUACCACGCCCAUAGUCGUGUCCUCCAAGUCCCCUCCCCCCAAAUCUAUUUCUGCGUGCCCUUUGCCUGUGUGGAAAACUCCCCCAUCACCUGUCCGAACCUUCUCUGAAGUUGUUUCAAAACGUAAGCAACUAACACCCGAAUCAAACGAAAACAAUACUACUCUUACUACACUGAAGGCCCCCUCUCCUCUUCGGAAAGUGGCCAGGAAAGCUCCCUCCUCCCAAACCGAAACCGUAGACUCUCCAACCCUAACACAAGUCCUUGACUCCCAAACCCCCAAUAUCCCUCCUACCCCAUCCUCCACAGUUGGAGAUUCAUCUACAGACACUGACUCCAUGACUUGGGAAGAUGCCCAAACGGAUGAAGAUAUCCCGAAGGAAGAUGCACUCCCAUUGACUCAAGGCCCCCUCUCCCAAGGCCAAAUUGUGAAAUUUCUAUCAAACGUGAAAGGGCGGAAAAAGCCUGCCCACAUUGCACGGAAAUAUACAUCAAAUAUUCCAGGGCUAGUUAAACAAUUAAAGCCCCUGAAAAACAGCCCCCUAGUAAAACGUAACAUGCAGCAGAGGAUAUACAAAUUGAUCAGCACUCUGGAGAGCUAA
This is a messenger RNA of Lytechinus pictus (painted urchin), 762 nucleotides long. RefSeq names its product mucin-2-like. NCBI's taxonomy places the organism in Eukaryota, Metazoa, Echinodermata, Echinoidea, Temnopleuroida, Toxopneustidae. The transcript has a single exon. Bases 1 to 762 code for a protein of 253 amino acids. The record is from RefSeq and is a predicted model, not a curated record.